Aptenodytes forsteri (emperor penguin) is the source of this 1293-nucleotide messenger RNA. RefSeq names its product interleukin-5 receptor subunit alpha-like. Bases 1 to 1293 code for a protein of 430 amino acids. Lineage: Eukaryota; Metazoa; Chordata; Aves; Sphenisciformes; Spheniscidae. The record is from RefSeq and is a predicted model, not a curated record. Gene Ontology annotation, molecular function: cytokine receptor activity; protein binding. Gene Ontology annotation, biological process: cytokine-mediated signaling pathway. The transcript has 10 exons. Gene Ontology annotation, cellular component: external side of plasma membrane.
AUGGCACGUGUUACAGUCGUUCCUGUCAUGCUGAUAUUAAGUUUUUUCCAGCGUAAGGCAUUAUUUUCCACUAGCCUGGCAAGUGGACAACCAGAUGUAGUGGAUGCUCUUGGACUACAUAAUGUUCUGCGGAUUACCAAGCAUGAGUCGAGAGUUAUUCUGUCCUGGAACAAUAACCUGACAAAAGAAGAAACUGAGAAGUACACUGUGAAGUAUAUCUUAAGUUAUAAAUUCUUCAAUACCACUUAUGAAAGGAAAGAAAGACUGCAGGGGAAGAAAAAGAUAAUACGUCUUGAGUUACAUUCUGGUUUUAAUGCCAAAGUUAAAACACAACUUUUUGCAAAAGAAACAGAAGACGUAAUUAAGGAGAGUGGCUGGACAGAAUUUACUUACAAGGCACCUCCAGUAUAUAUUCAGAAUCUUUCAUGCAUCAUAUAUAACAUUUCUUCUUUCAAUUGCAUCUGGCAUAUUAAAGCAGAAGCUCCUGAAGAUAUCCAGAUCUUUUUUUCAUACAGACACGUAGGAAAAGAUUUUGAAUGCCAGCAAUAUAUAAAAAAUGCAGGGAAGAAAAAUAUUGGAUGCCAUAUGAAAGAAAUGUAUUUCCAACCAUCAAGAAAAAUCAAUUUAAACAUAACGGUAAGAGAUCUGAGAAAUAAAUCAAGAGGACUGUCUUAUUACAAAGCUUUUACACCUCAAAGAAUAGAGAAACUGAACCCGCCGAUCAACAUUUCAGUUUCCCUUGAAAGCAGAAGUAUUAAAAUUCACUGGAAACCCCCGCCUACUAUUGGUUCUGCGAGUAACAAGUGCUUUUUGUAUCAAGUGAAAAUAACAGAUCGUAAGAUUGUAGAUGUCACUGCAGAGAAAUAUGAGUACCCGUUUCAUAAGCCAGCAAAAAAAUGUGCAGCACAAGUGAGGGUAAAGAAAGAGAUAUGCAUAAGAAACAAGAUUUGGAGUGAAUGGAGUGAACCAGUGUUUAUUCACGAUGAAAAGGCAGUGGACGUCAUGCUGCUAAGCCUCACGUUGUUUUUUCUCCUGAUUUUCCUUGGAGGUUUGCUGAUAUGUACAUGUAGAAGGUAUAGAUGUCUGGAAGUUAUAACCAUGCCUGUUCCACAUCCUUCAGAUAAUAUCAGAACUUGGUUAUCUGCAGAUGAGACUCGCCACCAGAAACAAAUAUCAGUGCAAAUGAAGAUGCACUCAGAGAUUACUAUGGGGAUACCAGAAGAGAAUGGGGACGAGAACAUUCAACAACAGAAAUGUUUGAAGGAAUUUGGAUUAGAAGACCUGCAGGGAUGA